UGCUCGCUAAACGCAAACUUGACUCAUCUGUGGCUCAACAGCCAGCGAAGCUACCAUCAACCGGGGUCUGCAGCGCGACAAAAUGACAGCUGUGGAUUAAUUUCUGUCUGCUUCCUGUCUCAAACACACGGGGACAGUGUGUCGGACAUAUUCCUGCUCAGUCAUCCCCACCUCCGCAGGGAUAAACCGCCAGUUUACCGGGCCUCGUCGUCGUGGCCCAGCAGGACUCGAGUGAAGUUGGGAGCCAAACUUCUGCUUCCUCCAGCUGCUGUCCGCAGGGCCCGGGGCUCCUGUCACCGGCCCUGUGGAUGAGGAAGUGAGUCGGGAUUAAAUCAGCCCGCAGGAGAAGGGAGUCCCUUUGAUGGGAGAGUCCUCCGUCCGAACCUGCCGGGUCAGUCGCCGCACCAUGAUGGAUGAGCAGGAGGCCCUGAACUCCAUCAUGCAGGACUUGGCCGAGCUGCACCGCUCCAGCCGUCCUGCGGCCUUCCUGUCGGAGUUGGGGAAACCCAAAGCCUCGUCGCCCAAGAACCAGAACGACGUGAGGGUCAAGUUCGAGUUCAAAGGAGAGAAGAGGAUCCUGCAGUUCCCUCGGCCGCUGAAGCUGGAGGACCUGCAGGCUAAAGCCAGGGUGGCCUUUGGUCAGACCUUGGACCUCCACUACACCAACAACGAGCUGGUGAUCCCGCUGACGACGCAGGACGACCUGGACAAGGCGGUGGAGCUGCUGGACCGCAGCGUUCACAUGAAGAGCCUGAAGAUCCUGCUGGUGCUGCAGAGCGCUUCGUCCAACAUGGACCUCCUGCCGUCCCGCGAGGAGCUGGACAACACGGGCUUCCGGGCCGGCUCCCAUUCAACAGACCGCAGCUCUCCUCCUCCGGGGUACAUUCCCGACGCGCUCCAGCAGGUGGCGAGGAACGGCUCCUUCACCAGCAUCAACAGCGAGGGGGAGUUCAUCCCAGAGAGCAUGGACCAGAUGUUGGACCCGUUGUCGAUGAGCAGUCCGGAGAACUCUGCGUCUGGAAGCUGUCCGUCGUUGGACAGCCCACUGGACAGCGAUUAUUCCAAGUCCAGGAUGCCUCGAGCGCAGAGUUACCCCGACAACCACCAGGACUUUCCAGAGUACGACCUCCCUGUAUUUGAGAAGACGGGGAAAGGCGGGACGUACCCGCGGCGGUACGGCGUUCCCUUCGGCCUGCAGGACUACAGCGAUGGCAGGAAGACGUUCCCUCGCGCUCGGCGGACGCAGGUCCACAGCUUCCGCUCUCCGGUCAGCUUCAGCCCCACCGAGCCGUCGCCCAGCACCAGCAGCGGCAGCAGCGUUUUCACCCCAGACCUAGAAGAGGCUCCGCCCACCGGCUCCGCCCCCGGACCGGCCCCCAACAGGAGGCGGCGCGGCAGCGACGUCGAGGCCGGCACCACGCUGUCCGUCAUGGACAUCAGUCCGCCGAGUCGCUCGCCGCGCGCGCCCACCAACUGGCGGCUGGGGAAGCUGCUGGGCCAGGGCGCCUUCGGCCGGGUCUACCUGUGCUACGAUGCGGAUACGGGUCGGGAACUGGCCGUCAAGCAGGUCCAGUUCGACCCGGAGAGCCCAGAGACCAGUAAGGAGGUGAGCGCCCUGGAGUGUGAGAUCCAGCUGCUGAAGAACCUCUGCCACGAGCGCAUCGUCCAGUACUACGGCUGCCUGCGGGACGGCCUGGAGCGCACGCUCUCCAUCUUUAUGGAGCACAUGCCGGGGGGCUCCAUCAAGGACCAACUGAAGGCGUACGGCGCGCUGACAGAGAACGUGACACGGCGCUACACGCGGCAGAUCCUGGAAGGCGUGUCCUACCUGCACAGCAACAUGAUCGUCCACAGGGACAUCAAAGGCGCCAACAUCCUGCGGGACUCGGUGGGCAACGUGAAGCUGGGCGACUUCGGCGCCAGCCGGCGGCUGCAGACCAUCUGCCUGUCGGGGACGGGCAUCAAGUCGGUGACAGGAACGCCGUACUGGAUGAGUCCGGAGGUCAUCAGUGGCGAGGGCUACGGCCGGAAGGCCGACAUCUGGAGCGUGGGAUGCACCGUGGUGGAGAUGCUGACCCAGCGGCCGCCCUGGGCCGAGUUCGAGGCCAUGGCGGCCAUCUUUAAGAUCGCCACGCAGCCCACCAACCCGGUGCUACCGCCACACGUGUCGGACCACUGCAGGGAGUUCCUGCGGCGGAUCUUUGUGGAAACCAAGCACCGUCCGUCUGCGGACGAGCUGCUGCGGCACUUCUUCCUGCAUUGAAGCCCCGCCCACCCGCAGAGCAGCCAAUAAGGCCUUAGCUGAGGGGCGGAGCUGCCUCUGGCCCCGCCUCCUCUCCGGAGCAGAAGGACCCGACGUUUGGCUUCAGCACCUUAACCUGUCAGAGGGGUUCUGGACCCGACCCGACCCAGAAUGUAAUCCACUCCAGAACCCAGAGCGAUGACUCACCGAAACACUCCCGGAAACUUCCUCUUCAGUCGGCGCCGUGUGCCUUCUGUGGUUGUAAUGGCGCCCAACGACCCGGUGUGACCCAAUGCGACCCGGUCCAGCACGGUACCACCUGGUCCAGAGGUUCUGGCCUCCUGGAUGAACUGCCUUCACUCCAUAACCCAACCCCAACUGACCCAGUGCCAUCAGUUUAUGCCUUUUCUGCAGCCGGAACCCAACAGGGUCUCAACCGGGCUCACUGCGUCCGACCAGAACCGGCUGGUUCUGAUCCGUUCUGCAGCCACUUACCGCCUCUUGAAGAGUCAGCUUCCUGUUCCCACCAAAUUAAAAGAAUCAGAGUUGGGAUGCUUUUAAAUUGACCACAUGCUCUGAAGGUUUCUGAGCAGCCAAUCAGACGCUGAGCUGGGGGCGGGGCUUCCUAAAGGUGCAGGUUGUGUUUACGCUGCAGAACCGCCGCAGCUCGCCUGGAGCCACCAGGUGGCAGCAGCAGCAGGAAGUGGAUCAGUCCAUGCGACUGCUCUGAUCCCUUUGGUUCUGGUUUUGGUUCUGGUCCCAACAGGAAGUCUUGCAGGUGGAUGCUCCACCACCAGGAGGCGCUGUGGGAUCCACUGAUGCUUUCUCCCAUUUCCUCAGCAGCCUUCGCUGAAGCAGCUUCACAAAUCUUUUCUUUGCACAUUUUAAACACUGUUUUUCUGUGUGUGUGUGUGUGUGUGUGUGCGCGCGCGCGCUGAAGGUCCAGUUCACCUCUGCUGAAUGUAAUGUGUCAUUUUCACCUCCAGGGGGCGUCGCUCAGCAGUGGUUCAACUCUUCAGUAUUUGUCAGCUGCAGAUACAGUUCUCUCUCUUUAGCCACUGCUGUCGCACCUGGUGUGUGUGUGUGUGUGUGUGUGUGUGUGUGUGUGUGUGUGUGUUCUGACCUGCAGAGGUACAAACAUUAAAAUAAUGAUAAAAUGUACAGAUGUGUAAAAUGAAAAUGUUCCUCUUGUUUCCCUGUUGGUUGUGUCUUGUAAAGGAAGCCAUGUUUCUAAUUCUGAUUGGUUUGUGACCAAUUCGCCUGUUUAUAUCAGAUCUGUAUAUCAGUGGUACACAUAAUUUUUAAUAUAUAUUUUUUAUUUAGUUUGUUUUUUAUGGGACAUUUCCUGCAUGGUUGGGUCAGAGACGCAGCAGAACCAUUGGAUGGUUUCUGCUUUCAGCUCUGUUCAGAAUUAUGAUGACCAUGAAAACAAUUAAAGAUAUUUAUUUCACAGA
Molecule: messenger RNA, 3696 nt
Organism: Xiphophorus hellerii (green swordtail)
Lineage: Eukaryota; Metazoa; Chordata; Actinopteri; Cyprinodontiformes; Poeciliidae
Gene: map3k2
Product: mitogen-activated protein kinase kinase kinase 2
Exons: 16
Coding region: 362-2263 (633 amino acids)
Biological process (GO): protein phosphorylation
Molecular function (GO): ATP binding; protein binding; protein kinase activity
Source: RefSeq, a predicted model, not a curated record